CUUAUCGAUUUAGGCAUUAUUAUAGUUCGAUAACCAGGUUAUCAAACCCUAAUACACUUCUGUUUUCUUAUCUGUUCUUCACAUGGUUUAUUUUCAACACAUAUUACCCGUCUCAUGUACGGUAAGCAAAAUUCAUCCCAUUUACAGCUUGUUUGCAUCAUCAAUCAACCAAUUUAGACCCGAAAUCAAGAACAAUCUGCAGACAAACUUUCAUUAGGUCAAAAACAGAUUCGAGUAGAAUCAAUGGAGAAGGUUACAAACGGGGAAGUGAAAAGGGUGGUGGGGGUUGUAUGCAGGCGGUGUAAAGAAACAUAUGACCCGUCGUCAAACGCUCCUUCUGCUUGUCGAUUUCAUCCUUCUUUCUUUGUGUGUCGACGUCAUGAUGAUCAGAAAAGGUACUAUGAAUUGGGACCUAAUGAUCCACCAUAUGCUGCUAAAUUCUAUGAUUGUUGUGGAGCAGAGGAUCCCAGUGCAUCUGGUUGCACCACUAGUUUUCAUCUCUCUUAUGAUGAUGCUUGAAAGACUAUUUGUGUUGAAUGUACAUUGCUUUGAAGAUGCUAAGAUAUGUAUAUAAAAUCUUGAAAGAAUAAUUAAUAAAUAAACGUGCGCUUUGUUUA
Lactuca sativa (garden lettuce) is the source of this 617-nucleotide messenger RNA. RefSeq names its product F-box only protein. Lineage: Eukaryota; Viridiplantae; Streptophyta; Magnoliopsida; Asterales; Asteraceae. The record is from RefSeq and is a predicted model, not a curated record.